This is a messenger RNA of Labrus mixtus (cuckoo wrasse), 3049 nucleotides long. RefSeq names its product ubiquitin-conjugating enzyme E2Kb (UBC1 homolog, yeast) (gene ube2kb). Gene Ontology annotation, biological process: proteasome-mediated ubiquitin-dependent protein catabolic process; protein polyubiquitination. The transcript is spliced from 8 exons. Gene Ontology annotation, cellular component: nucleus. Bases 217 to 819 code for a protein of 200 amino acids. NCBI's taxonomy places the organism in Eukaryota, Metazoa, Chordata, Actinopteri, Labriformes, Labridae. Gene Ontology annotation, molecular function: protein binding; ubiquitin conjugating enzyme activity. The record is from RefSeq and is a predicted model, not a curated record.
GUGGGCAGGCAGGCAGGCAGGCAGGGGAAGCAGGCAGGCAGGCAGGGGAAGCAGGCAGGCAACACUGAGCUGCCUCUGUGGUGAAGAUAAGCGGCGGACGGUGGAAGUGAAAGGACGGCUUCGUGAAAUCAUCCCUCCACACAGACGGGACUACACAGGGACACAGAGGCCCCGGGUCGAACUUGGAAGGCAGGGAUCGUCUCAGCAGACUCAGCCAUGGCGAACAUCGCGGUCCAAAGAAUCAAGCGGGAGUUCAAAGAAGUUGUCAAAAGCGAAGAGACAAGUAAAAACCAGAUAAAAGUCGACAUGGUGGAUGAGAACUUCACAGAACUGAGGGGGGAGAUAGCAGGUCCUCCAGAUACACCAUAUGAAGGUGGCAAAUAUCAGCUUGAAAUAAAAAUCCCAGAAACCUAUCCUUUUAACCCGCCAAAGGUGCGUUUCAUCACUAAGAUCUGGCAUCCUAAUAUCAGUUCUGUGACAGGAGCGAUCUGUCUGGACAUUUUAAAAGACCAGUGGGCGGCUGCUAUGACCCUCCGGACGGUGCUGUUGUCUCUACAGGCUCUCCUUGCUGCAGCAGAACCAGAUGAUCCACAGGAUGCUGUCGUAGCAAACCAGUACAAGCAGAACCCAGAAAUGUUCAAACAGACUGCGCGGCUGUGGUCUCACGUGUACGCAGGCGCUCCUGUAUCCAGUCCAGACUACACUCGCAAAAUAGACAAACUCUGUGCCAUGGGCUUUGAUAAGAAUGCAGUAAUAGCAGCCUUGUCUUCAAAAUCCUGGGAUGUGGAAACAGCGACAGAGCUGCUGCUCAGCAACUGAAUCCCAGCCAGGUGUGAGGAUCCUUCAUCAUAGCAUCAGCUCCCCUCGACACCAUCCACACCAUUGCCUUUUUGUUACGCAGACAAACCCACUCCCCCCCCCUCCCGAUUCACCACAGCAGUCUGAGCCUUCUUCUCGAAACAAGUUUGUUUUGCUACAAACUCAAAAACACCGACAGCCCUACAAUCUUCAAAUAAGCAGCACACCACUCUGUUGCCUGUCUGACCCCAUCUGUCCAUUAAGAGUCUUUCUCUGCUACUAACUCAAACUGUGUAAAACUUCACCACAAACUCUCAGUCAUGCAUCUUGUCUUCCAUUCCUCUUCAAUCAUACUUGCUCUGAAGUGUUUUCUCCCUUAUCUCUGAAAUGUCUGUUUCUCAAUAACGCAGAGAAUCGGAUAACUGCCACUGCCUGUUGGGUUUUCCAGGGUAAAAAUGUAAAGGGGCGUCCUGAAUACUGGCCUCACAUCCAAUCACUAUUUACUCCCCUCAACAACCAGUUAGAUCUGUUAUGGACAUCAAAUACUUGUACGGUCUUGCUGGACUUUAUUGACGCGCCUAGAGCAGUGUGUUAGCUCCUGAUCAGUUAUUAGUCGAUGUUUCAGUCCACAGCAGAGGGGUGGUGGUGGAUUUAAAGAAUCAGAGAUCACACAUCCUCUUAACAGCUGCGCACAUGCACAGAAGGAAAAAGUUAUCUGUAAAUAGAUGCGUGUACAUUUGAAAAUACAACGGGGAUAUACUUCUUUUUUUCUUACAUUGCAUUGUAAAACAAAAGUUAUUUUAAAUAUAAACUAUGCCUAGUUUACAAGUAAGACGGAGAAAUAUCUUUAAAUGCGUUUGUGAACCCAGGAGAAAUCGCUCCAAAUUAAAUCUUUUUUCUUUUUGAUGCUUUGGUGAAAAGGGGUGACAGCUAGCUAAGAGGGUCACCACACGCUACCUUUUCUGCUACACCACAAUCCAACCUUUUUCUCGUGUCUUUUGUGUCGUCCUUGCAUGUUCUACGCUGCCUUUGUUGUAUUUGGCCAAAUGAUGUGGUGAUGGGGCGUCUGCUAGAUUUAACGUUCCCCCCUUCGGCUCGUGGAGCCCGCAGGACUCUUCUGUGAACCUGUGGAAAGAAAGAGACUCCAGGAAUCCUCCGCUUUAAAGCACACCCAGUUUGGCUUCAUACUCGUGGGGAACCAAAGCCUUUUUCUGUCGAUUUAACGAGCCGUGUUUGCUGGAAAACGUUCUCCUCCGCUCUGCACAGGAGAUAACCGACCUCAAGGAAGAAAUAAGUGAUUCUGAAUGCCAUUGAUUUUUUUUUUGUGAUGCUGUGGUUUUGUUUUUAACUCAUUUUCAGAACAAUCGCUUUCAUCCAUGUGCGCGCUAUUUUCAGCCGCAGAUUAAGGAUCUGCUGUCCCUCAUAAUCCUGAUGUCGAUUAUUUAAAAAGUGGGGGCUUCAUCACAGACUACUGAUCCGAUCCAGCAGAUCUCAAUCAAACCUUUGGCCAUAUAAAGAGGUGUGUAGGUGAUGCCCUAUAUAUCCAGACAUGCUUUACUACACAGCCAAAAAAAGAUCAAUGUGAUGCUUGAUGAGUUAAAAAAAAAAAAAAAAAAAGGGGCUGGAACUCCUCUGUUGGUCUUUGAAGCCGAUAGCAGGCCUCGCUCAUUUUGAUCUGAGGUACAUGGACUGUAUAGAAACGCUCUGCAUAUGGAGAAGUGGGGUUUGGAUUCAUCCUAACACAUGGCCUUUUUUUUUUAUUUUUGAAACUCUCUUCCUUUUGCUUUGCCCUCAUUACAGUUACUACACAGAGAACGUGCACCUUCUCCACUGGUGGUGAACUGUUUCCAGCCAAAGCCCCAAACCCCCCCCCCCAGACAAAGCUCAUAGUUAGGGGUCCACAGUCUCCUUUACUUGUAAAUAGUCGGGUUCUUAAAGAACCGUCUCUUUAUCACUAGAGCGCACCAUUGAUGGCUGGAUCUAUAUUUUGUAAUAAAAAGAAAGGACAAAAAAAGGAAGAGAAGCCCCCUCCUCCCCGUCUUCCUGGUGUUCUAUGUACAAUAUUGCACGACGACGAAGCAUAAAAACAAGGGGCUGUUGCAUCUCGGUUUCUCCAUUUGGAUUGAGACUUUUUUUUUUUUUCUCUUUUGUUUCCUUGGAAGCAAGCAUCAGCAGUAUAAAAAAAAAGCAUGGUUAUUUAUUGUGACAGUGUCAUGUUUCUUUGAUUAAAAAAAGUGGAAAAUUAAGUCGA